AUGCCCUGGACGGCGACCGCCGAGGUGGGCCACCCUCUGAGUGGGCCUUCCACUGCGCAGCGCAACGGCAACGCGUACUGGCACAAGAUGUCGUACCGCUGGGUGGACAACCUGCAGUGGUCCCUCGGCAGGCUGGGGCCUUUCGUCAACGCGUUCCGCCGCGAGAUCGGCCUGGCGCCCAUCAGCAGCGUCCAGUACGAGAACGCCCCGUCGCUCGUCGACGAGCUCCAGGUGCCCUUCAUGUACUUUUUCUCCCGCGCCCUGCUCGAGAAGCCCCCCGACUGGGGCCCGCACAUCGACGUCUGCGGCUUCCUCGACGACGGCGGGGAGGCGGCCAGCGGCGACGCCACUCGCCCGCCUGCCCUGGAGGCCUUCCUCGCCGCUGGCGCACCGCCUGUGUACGUCGGGUUCGGCUCCAUCUCGUCGGAUCUCGAGGCGAUUGCAGAUGCCGCGGUGAACGCGGCGCUCGGCGUCGGUAGGCGGGUGGUCCUGCAGCGCGGGUGGGGCUCGCUGGGCUCCCUCCACCAGAGGCUUCCGCCCGACGUCUUCUACGUAGGCCGCCCCGGCGAGGAGGAGGAGCUGCGGGAGCGGAUCGCGGCAGGCACCGCGGCCGUGGGCGCCUUGGAUCACGAGUGGCUCUUCCCGCGCUGCCGUGCCGUGGUGCACCACGGCGGGUGCGGCACCACACAGUGCGGGAUCAGGCACGCCCGCCCGUGCGUCGUGAUCGCCUUCUUCGGCGACCAGCCGCUGUGGGGCGGCCUGGUGCAGCACCGCGGCGCGGGGCGGCUCGUGCUGAGCCGGCGAGCCACGCCGCGGCUGCUGAGCGAGGCCCUCGUGUUCGCCUGCGGCGGGGAGGCCGCGGCGGCCGCGGAGGGCCUGAGGGACCUCAUCCGCGAGGAGGCGGCCGCCGGCGCCGGGCUGCCGAGGGUGGUGGACUCCUUCCACAAGCAGCUGCCCGCGGACCUCCUGGCCUGCGACGUGUGCGCGCACAUGGCGCACAGCAGCGGCGGCCCCCGGCAGGAGGUGCGCCUGGCCCGCUUCUUCGACACCGGGUCCCAGCUCCGGCUGUGCGACGUGUGCUGCUACGCACUCUUCGUGCACCAGGCGCCGGAGGCCGCCGAGGGGCAGCCGCCGCCGAGCGCCCGCGGGCCGGAGAGGCUGGCCGUGUACCGCGCCCUGGACUGGGGGCGGGGCCGCCGGCGGUGGCUCCGCAACCUCGGCGCCUCCACGGCCCACGCGAUGGAGGGCGUGGUGGCCAUGCCCUUCGUCGGGCUGCGAAGCGGCGGGCUGGUCGGCGCCGCCGUCGGCGGCGUCGCGGGCCUGCUGAACCUGCUGGUGGCGCCCAUUUCUGGGGCUCGCCACCUCGUCAACCAGCUCCGCUCCCGAGACCCUCUGCAGGAGGACCCCGUCAGCCUGCAGGACAUGGUGCACCUCCGAGUGGAUGGCGGCCGCCUGCGGGUGGGCGCGGCAGGCCGAGCCGGCGACGCCGUGCCCGGCGCAGCGGCGGAGGGCCUGGCUGGCGGUCGCGGCGAGGGCCCCCUCUUCUCGCGGCAGCAGAGCGACGACGAGGGCCUCCCGAUCUCGCGGCGGCAGGGCGACUUGGUGGCCCGCGGCGAGGCACAGGCGGGCGAGCGCAUCGCGCCCGACGACGAGGCGGCGGUGUGUUCCGAGAUCGCGGAGGCCUUCCGCGGGGCCAUCGACUUCCGCGAGAGGAUGCUGCAUGUGCAGGCGCAAGGCCACGAGGAGUUCUCGGCCGCGCUCGCGGGGGCAGACUGGAGCAAGGGCCCGGCCUCCCGCGCGCUGCGCUCCGCCUCCGGGGCCAGCAGCGCGCGGUCGCUGCCCCUGCUGUCGCCGCCGCCGCAGCGGCGCGGCGGCUCGACCAGCGGAGCCCACGGCGCGCUGCUCGCCAGCCCCGGCUGCGCUGGGCCGCCAGGGGCGGGGGCGCCCGGAUGA
This is a messenger RNA of Prorocentrum cordatum, 1953 nucleotides long. NCBI's taxonomy places the organism in Eukaryota, Dinophyceae, Prorocentrales, Prorocentraceae. The record is from the annotation of a GenBank genome assembly.